AUGUGGGAGAUAGUGGUUCGACAUGUCUACUCGAACAACAAACAAUCCAGUACCGUUGUAGAGCCGAAGGCAGCGAUACCAAAUGCAUGGGGAAGCAUCUACAACAACAAUCCCUACGAUCAUAGUCGAGUUGAAACUCAGUGCCGUUGCGCUCGAAACGGGAGAGAAGUAGCAAUUGUCCCACCGCCAUCGAAGCCGCCAACUCUGCGCUGUUUCGAGCGCAGUCGCAUAUGCAAUUGCACCGAGCCUCAGGUCCAAUGCUCAAUGGGUGCAAUAUGGUCGUACGCCGGACGUUAUUCUGUCUUACCCCUUCCUGUGUCUGGUAAUUAUGGAGCAGGAUGUGCAGAUUUGAUGAUCGCUGACAAACAUGAUGGUGAUACGGGUGUUUUUAUGCGAUUAUACUAUCCUACUGAUAAAAACGAUCCUAACCGACAGUCGAUAUCUUCUGAGCAUCCUCUCUGGCUUAGUCGAACAGAGUACGUGAAUGGGCUUGCCACUUAUAUGAAACAAUCUGCUGGGCGUUUACAAUUUGUUUUCAACUGGAUUAUUGGAGAAACAAGAACAGCUGCGCUUUGGCAGCAAACAUUGGCUCGCUCUUCUCAUCCUAUUUCCAAUGGAUCAAAUCAUUCAAUCAAAGACACAUCGUUUCCAGUUGUUAUAUUUUCACAUGGGUUAUCGGGUUGCCGUCACUUCUAUUCCACAUUUUGUGCUUCUUUAGCCUCUUGCGGCUUUAUUGUUGGGGCCAUUGAACAUAGUGAUUAUUCUGCAUGUUGGACGUACAAAUUGAAUCCAGAUCCUAUUUCUGGUCGUCUCAAGGAACGUCAGUUCCAAAUACGACUUGUUGAUAAGGAUGACAAACGCAUGUUCAAAAUAAGGAAUCAGCAGUUAAACAAACGGGUUUCUGAGUGUGUGAAGGCACUUCAUGUCCUGGAAGAGAUUAAUCUCGGCCAGCUGCAUGUUGAUAACGUCGUGAUGGGGAAAGAUAUGGACUGGCUUCAAUUCAAGGGCAGACUGAAUCUUUCUCGAGCGUUUGUUGCUGGACAUUCAUUUGGUGGCGCUACUGCAGUAGCGGCCACGGCCUUUUCCACAGAUUUCCAGGCAGCGAUAGUGCUGGAUGGAUGGCUUUACCCACUCGAUUCAGGCCACUAUGAACGAGCUACACAACCUACAUUGUUUUUGAACGCUGGAAGAUGGCAGUACCCAGAAAAUUUGGAACGAAUGGGAAAGUUACGGAAUGUAGCUGAAAAACCAAUGUUCACUUUGAAAGAUGCUGAGCAUCAGACUUUUACCGACUUCCCAUUCCUAGUCAAUUCAUUCAUAGGACGGAGGAUGAAGUUACACGGAGAAACACCCCCAGAAACUGCGAUGGAAGCCAUUGUGGACAUAACAGUUUCAUUUUUAAAUCGUGAACAAGACUCGGAAGCCGCACUUACACAACUGGUGCAAGAAAAGUAUCAAACCUUUAUUGUUGAUGGAUUUCCUAGUGAUAUAAUGAACUCCAAACCUGGGCAACUAACCUGA
Messenger RNA from Necator americanus (New World hookworm), 1521 nucleotides. RefSeq lists its product as uncharacterized. The record is from RefSeq and is a predicted model, not a curated record. Lineage: Eukaryota; Metazoa; Nematoda; Chromadorea; Rhabditida; Ancylostomatidae. The transcript is spliced from 11 exons. Gene Ontology annotation, molecular function: 1-alkyl-2-acetylglycerophosphocholine esterase activity. The coding region runs from base 1 to 1521 and encodes 506 amino acids.